CUUUAAUGGAAAGCACAUGGAUGUGAUUUGGAUGUGAUGUCCCAGUCUCAUCAUCACCAUCUUCAUCAUGUCUCCAUCAGCUCCUGAGAGCAAUGCUGCUGUUGUCCACGAGCAGACGGACGCUCCACGGGAAGUGCAACAACCACUGAAGCAGUCCCUGAGCAAGUCCCUGUGUCGCGAGUCGCACUGGAAAUGCCUUCUCCUCUCGCUGCUGAUGUACAGCUGCAUGAUCGCAAUGACUUGGUGCCAGGUCACAAAGGUGACGCGCCUCACAUUCGACAGCGCUUUCAAGGGAAAGUCGAUGAUAUACCACGAUAGCCCAUGCUCCAACGGCUACAUCUACAUCCCGGUGGCCUUCCUCGUAAUGCUCUACGUGGUCUACCUCGUGGAGUGUUGGCACUGUUACGCGUGCAACAAAGUUCAAUUUAAAGUGGACCUGGAGAGCGUUGCAGAUCGCGUGCAACGGAUGCAGCAAGCCACUCCUUGUAUCUGGUGGAAGGCCAUUAGUUACCACUACAUUCGACGGACACGACAAGUGACUCGUUACCGCAAUGGGGACGCUUACACGACCACACAGGUUUACCACGAGCGUGUCAACACCCAUGUCGCAGAAGCCGAGUUUGAUUAUGGGAAUUGUGGCGUCAAGGACAUCUCGAAGAAACUGACAGGACUCGACAGCUUCCCUGUGACUAAGCUACGCUUCACGAAGUGCUUCAGCUUCGCCAACGUGGAGUCAGAAAACUCCUACCUGACUCAAAGAGCGCGGUUUUUCACUGAGAAUGAGGGACUGGACGAUUACAUGGAAGCCCGCGAAGGGAUGCACCUCAAGAAUGUCGAAUUCAAGGAAUACGUGAUUGCCUUCUCAGAUCCAGAUCACUUGCCGUGGUAUGCGUCACAAUGUAUGUUUUGGUUGGCUGCAUCGCUAACUUUAUCGUGGCCGUUGCGGGUGUUAACGGAGUAUCGUACGGCGUACCUUCACCAUCACGUCGAGAAGCUUUUCGGCUUUGAAUACGCAGCCGUAACGCCCUUGGAGGAGAGGCCAUAUUGUCACCACAUCCCGCGGGUCAACACUAUCGAUAGUACAGAACUGGAAUGGCAUAUUCGCUCAAACCAACAGCUAGUGCCUAGCUACUCCGAGGCUGUGCUAAUGGACCUCGCGCAACAAUCCAGUCGCAACACGUUCUCGACACGUGGAAUCGGCGCAGCGGGGGGCAGCGGUUUCGCCGGCUACCGCCAGAACUGUGAGCGCUGCCACCGGUCUAUCAGCAGCUCGUCGAUCUUCUCGCGCAGCGCGCUAAGCAUCUGCAACACUAGCAGCCCGCGCUUGCCCUUCAGUAGCAGCCGUUUUUCACUCGGACGCAUGUACGGCUCAAGACGCAGCUGCCUUUGGAGGAGUCACAGUAGUAGUCUCAACGAUCCCAGCUGUCCGACCGAAAGCACACGCUGCCUGGCAAAUCAGUCGACCAAUGAGGAAAGCCCACCUUCUCCACCGGCCUAUCAGGAUGCAAUGUACUUUCCAGUACUGAUUAUACAUUGCAAUGAGGGCUGCGUCAGUCACGAGCACAAUUCACUGCACCGCAACGGCGCUUGUGUGGAGACUUCGCUAUAA
This is a messenger RNA of Xyrauchen texanus (razorback sucker), 1609 nucleotides long. It is a transcript of the gene tmem151ba, whose product is annotated as transmembrane protein 151Ba. The transcript has 2 exons. Bases 68 to 1609 code for a protein of 513 amino acids. Lineage: Eukaryota; Metazoa; Chordata; Actinopteri; Cypriniformes; Catostomidae. The record is from RefSeq and is a predicted model, not a curated record.